AUGCACUUCCAAUCGCGCGUAUCCACAACCACCGUUCACGAACUUCUCUUCGCCGAUGACUGCGUUCUGAACACCACAUCGACAGAGGAGAUGCAACGGAGCAUGAACCUCUUCUCCGUCGCCUGCGAGAACUUCGGUCCGAUCAUCAACACGCAGAAGACGGUGAUCAUUCAUCAACCGCCACCGAACACAGUCCCACCCCCCAACGUGUCGCCGCAAAUCAGCGUGAACGGAAGCCAACUGCAAGUGGUGGCGAACUUCCCGUACCUGGACAGUACCCUCUCCCGUAGCACCAAAAUCGAUGCCGACAUCGCCCGCAGGAUUUCAAAAGCCAGUCAAGCCUUUGGUCGCCUUCAAAGCACAGUUUUGAAUAGUCAUGGUCUUCAACUCAGCACGAAGCUGAAGAUGUACAAGGCCGUCAUCCUGCCGACGCUGCUGUACGGAGCGGAGACUUGAACAGUGUACGCAAAGCAGGCACACCGACUCAACAACUCCCAUCCUAGUUGUCUUCGUCGCAUCCUGAGGCUGAGCUGGCAGGAUCGAAUCCUUGACACUGAUGUACUGGAACGGACGGGAAUCCUCAGAAUCUACGCCAUGCUGAGACAAAUGCAGCUGCGUUGGAGAGGCCACCUGGUGCGCAUGGACGACGAAGGACUACCCAAACGACUCUUCUACGGAGACGUCGCGACGGGUUCUCGCCGCCAAAAAGGCCAAAUUCUUCUAUACAACGACACUCUGAAGUCCUCCCUGAAGUGCCUGCAAAUUAACCCGACAACCUGGGAAGACGUCGCCCGCGAUCGAUUGACCUGGAUCGCGACUGGAUGA
Molecule: messenger RNA, 825 nt
Organism: Spirometra erinaceieuropaei
Lineage: Eukaryota; Metazoa; Platyhelminthes; Cestoda; Diphyllobothriidea; Diphyllobothriidae
Source: the annotation of a GenBank genome assembly